UCGAUACCGUCACUCUGGUCUCUUCACAAAGUUUAAAGAGCGAGAGAGAUACAGAGAGAUGGCUACGUGGCGAUUUUAUACGACUUCGGGCGGAGUGGAGGCGGUUUCGAGCUGCAAUGCGGUGGCUAGAUUCAUCGACUUCAGCCGCGGAAGAAAUGGCGGCGUUGGCAGUGCUGGUGGUGGAAGCGGAAACAAAGCGAAGCAGUUGAUGUUGAUGAGGAAGUGGCAAGUUAGGCCGAUGAGGAGGUCGUUUUCGGUGAGGAAUGUUUCGAGUGAACCGCAACAGAAGGUGAAAGAUCCAGUAGCUGAACAAGAAGAAUCUCUGGGCACCAUUAGUCCUUUCCCUCCAGAUGCUUCAUCUAUUGCCUCUAGCAUCAAAUACCAUGCAGAGUUCACCCCAUUGUUUUCCCCUGAGAAAUUUGAUCUUCCAAAGGCUUUCUUUGCAACUGCACAAAGUAUUCGUGAUGCUCUCAUUAUAAACUGGAAUGCCACAUAUGAUUAUUAUGAAAGAUUGAAUGUAAAGCAGGCGUACUAUUUGUCAAUGGAAUUUCUACAGGGUCGAGCACUGUUGAAUGCAAUUGGUAAUUUAGGGCUUACUGGAGCUUAUGCGGAAGCUUUGAGCAAGCUUGGACACAACCUAGAAAAUAUAGCUUGCCAGGAGCCUGAUGCUGCCUUAGGGAAUGGGGGUCUUGGUCGACUUGCCUCCUGCUUUCUGGACUCUCUGGCAACAUUAAAUUAUCCAGCAUGGGGUUAUGGACUUAGAUAUAGAUAUGGCUUAUUUAAACAGCGUAUUACAAAGGAGGGGCAGGAAGAAGUUGCCGAAGAUUGGCUUGAGAUGAGCAAUCCUUGGGAAAUUGUGAGAAAUGAUGUCACAUAUCCUGUCAAGUUUUACGGCAAGGUUGUUACAAGUUCAGAUGGAAAGAAACACUGGAUUGGAGGAGAGGAUAUAAAGGCUGUUGCAUAUGAUGUCCCAAUACCAGGAUAUAAAACUAAAACCACAAUCAACCUGCGACUUUGGUCAACAAAAGUUCCAUCAGAAGACUUUGACCUAUCUGCUUUUAAUGCUGGAGAACAUACCCAAGCAGCUGAGGCCCUAUAUAAAGCUGAAAAGAUUUGCUAUGUACUCUACCCUGGGGAUGAAUCAGUUGAAGGAAAAAUCCUUCGUUUGAAGCAACAAUAUACCCUAUGCUCAGCCUCUCUACAAGAUAUCAUUGCACGUUUUGAGAGAAGAUCAAAUGCGAAUGUCAAAUGGGAAGAAUUUCCUGAGAAGGUCGCCAUGCAAAUGAAUGAUACUCACCCCACUCUUUGCAUUCCAGAGCUGAUGAGAAUUUUGAUGGAUGUGAAAGGUUUAAGCUGGAAGGAGGCCUGGAAUAUCACCCAAAGAACCAUGGCAUACACAAACCAUACCGUUCUACCGGAGGCUUUGGAGAAAUGGAGUUUAGAACUUAUGCAGCAACUGUUGCCUCGACAUGUGGAGAUUAUAGAAAUGAUUGAUGAAGAGUUAAUUCAAACCAUAGUUUCAGAGUAUGGUACAGCAGAUUCUGACUUACUGGAGAAAAAACUGAAGCAGAUGAGAAUUUUGGAAAAUGUUGAGCUGCCAGCUGCCUUUUCAGAUUUACUUGUUAAACCCAAGGAAAGUCCUGUUGCUGUUCCCAGUGAUGAACCUGAAAAGUCUGAAGAAAAAGAUAAAAAAAAAGAUGAUGAUGAUGAUGAUGAAGAAGAAGAAGAAGAAGAAGAAGAAGAAGAAGUUGAGCCUGUUGAUGGAGAAAAUGAACCUGUAAAGGAAGGCACUCAAGCAAAGAAAAAGAUCCCAGAACCAGUACCAGAGCCGCCAAAGAUGGUUCGUAUGGCUAACCUAUGUGUUGUAGGUGGUCAUGCAGUAAAUGGAGUUGCUGCGAUACAUAGCGAGAUUGUAAAAGACGAAGUGUUUAAUGAUUUUUUUAAGUUGUGGCCUGAGAAAUUUCAAAAUAAAACAAAUGGGGUCACACCAAGGAGAUGGAUCCGUUUCUGCAAUCCGUUUUUGAGUAAAAUUAUAACUAACUGGACAGGAACAGAAGACUGGGUUUUAAAUACUGAAAAGUUGGCUGAACUUAGGAAGUUUGCAGAUAAUGAGGACCUUCAGACCCAGUGGAGGGCAGCAAAAAUGAGCAACAAGUUAAAGGUUGUGUCUUUCCUCAAAGAAAAAACAGGCUAUCUAGUAAGCCCUGAUGCAAUGUUUGACAUCCAGGUGAAGCGCAUCCAUGAAUACAAGCGUCAAUUGCUGAAUAUUUUGGGAAUUGUUUACCGGUACAAGAUGAUGAAAGAAAUGAGUGCUUCAGAAAGAAAAGAAAAGUUUGUUCCACGUGUUUGUAUAUUUGGGGGAAAAGCAUUUGCCACUUAUGUGCAAGCCAAGAGAAUUGUUAAAUUUAUCACUGAUGUUGGAGCUACAGUUAAUCAUGAUCCCGAUAUAGGUGAUCUACUGAAGGUUGUUUUUGUUCCUGACUACAAUGUGAGUGUGGCUGAAUUGCUUAUCCCUGCAAGUGAGCUCUCACAACAUAUCAGUACUGCUGGGAUGGAGGCUAGUGGAACCAGCAAUAUGAAGUUUGCAAUGAAUGGCUGUAUUCUGAUUGGGACCCUGGAUGGUGCCAAUGUUGAAAUACGGGAAGAGGUUGGAGAAGACAACUUUUUCCUCUUUGGGGCUGAAGCUCAUGAGAUUGCAGGGCUUAGGAAGGAAAGAGCUGACGGGAAGUUUGUUCCGGAUCCUCGCUUUGAAGAAGUUAAGGAGUUUGUUAGAAGUGGUGUCUUUGGUCCUUACAACUAUGAUGAACUGAUUGGAUCAUUGGAAGGAAAUGAAGGUUUUGGUCGUGCAGACUAUUUUCUGGUUGGCGAGGACUUCCCUAGUUAUAUUGAAUGCCAAGAGAAGGUUGAUGAGGCAUAUAGAGACCAAGAAAGAUGGACAAGAAUGUCAAUCUUGAACACUGCAGGUUCCUACAAGUUCAGCAGUGACAGAACAAUUAAUGAAUAUGCACAGGAGAUAUGGAACAUAAAACCUGUUGAAUUACCAUAAAUUGCCGAGACUUUAGACCAAGGGAGUUGCCCUUUGCCGUAAGCCCGAAGUAGCUGUUCCUUUGUAAUCGCAUUAUCAUAUUUUCUUUCCCAUGUAAAGAAAAAUGGCAGAAUAAGGGUAACAUUAAUGUUAAAAAUGUGAUAAUAAAAAUAAAAAAAGUUGUGUUA
This is a messenger RNA of Theobroma umbraticum, 3213 nucleotides long. RefSeq names its product Glycosyl transferase, family 35. Gene Ontology annotation, cellular component: cytoplasm. The record is from RefSeq and is a predicted model, not a curated record. NCBI's taxonomy places the organism in Eukaryota, Viridiplantae, Streptophyta, Magnoliopsida, Malvales, Malvaceae. Gene Ontology annotation, biological process: glycogen catabolic process. Gene Ontology annotation, molecular function: glycogen phosphorylase activity; pyridoxal phosphate binding.